AUGUUCACCCUAGCAUUCCUUGGCCGCUUCGCGAGCUCCGAACAGGAGGUAAUAGUGGCCAUUGACGAACCGGGCAAAACGCAGUACCACGAGGCUAACUUCAACACGAGCUCCUAUCAGUACGGCUACAAUGUGGGCCCGAACGGUCAGUUCCAUCAUGAGACACGCGGACCGGACGGCGUCACGUACGGCUGCUACGGUUACAUUGAUCCCAACGGCCAGCUGCGCGUCACACACUACGUGGCAGACACACAUGGUUACCGAGUAGUCGAGCCCAAUCGGCCGGUCGAGAUAUUCGUUGACGCUCCGACCCAGUACAGCAACUCCAUUGUCGAGGACGAACCCCGUGAGAGACCGCGCGGACAGCUGCGACCGUGGACCGAGCUGUAUCUACCGAAGGGUUGCGGAAUGUUUCCGGGAGGCAUGCGUCCCGAAGGAAUGCCAGGCGCGACUCAACCCACACCGCGUCCCACGCCAGCACCGACAACACGACCCAGCACAACCGGUGGAAGCGGACCUACGCAAGGAAGCAAUCAACCGAACCAGGGGCAAGGUCAGUGGCAAGGUCAAGGUCAAUGGCAAGGACAGGGACAAUGGCAAGGCCAAGGACAAGGUCAAGGACAAGGUCAGAGUCACCAGGGACCGAUCAGUUCCGGGGAGCAUCAAUCGCAACACCAAGGCAGUCACCAGGGAAGCCAACAGGGUCCCCUGGGCUCCGGGCAGCAUCAAGGACAGCACCAGGGAAGUCAUCAAGGUAUCCACAGUGGACAGCACCAGGGAGAACAUCAGCACCAGCACCAGGGACCGAUCAGCGGUAGCAACCAGCAUCAGGGUAGCCACCAGGGAAGUCACCAGGGACUGUCACAGGGCGAGUUCCAGGCCCAGCACCAAGGGCAACACCAGAAACCGAUCAGUGGCAACACGGAGGACCACAAUCUCCAAGUGCAAGUUUCCUGGGGACAGGGAAUGGGGCAACAAGGAGGAGCACCACAGUCGCAAGGCCAAUCGCAAGGUCAGCAGUCGCAAGGCCAAUCGCCGGGUCAGCAGUCCCAAGGCCAAUCUCAAGGUCAGCAGUCGCAAGGCCAAUCGCAGUCACAGGGUCAGCAGUCCCAAGGCCAAUCGCAAGGUCAGCAGUCGCAAGGCCAAUCGCAAGGUCAGCAAUCGCAAGGCCAAUCGCAGGGUCAGCAGUCCCAAGGCCAGUCGCAAGGCCAAUCACAGGGUCAGCGACCGCCACUUGGAGGUAAAGUAUUGUGUACGACAACGGAGCCGCCCACUGGAGGUCAGGAACCAGCACCACCCGUUCCUGGAUCGCCUAGCACCGCGAUCGGUGUCCAUCCACCGACGAAGCCGAUCGACACGAGCUCACCGCCUGCGUCGAACGGUCCCGGACCGGGGCCGGAUAACCCCAACAACCCGAAUAACCCGAACUAUCAGAUAGCCGUCUCGCAGUAUCCGUACUUCUUCGUACCGUACCCGUACCCACCGCCUAACGUACCGCAGGCACCGUGCAACUGUCCCGCAGACAAUCAGCGGCCUAACCAGCAACAGCAGCAGCAACCGGGCCAACCGACCGGCUACCUUGGGUUCAUUCCGGUCAUCUACAUCCCGAACUGUCACGCCCAGAAGAGUGGGCUGCCGGCGAAUCUCAACUGGCCGGCUCCACCGCCACCGUCAGGUGUUGGACGUUCGCUGGACCAGCUGCCUGCCCAGCGGUUGUUCCAGAAGCCCGACGGUACCUGGGUGUUGCAGCGAGCCCGAUCCCGGCGGCUCCGUGCCCGACGGCCACCACCGACGGUAGCCACCCCGUUUGACGGGCCACUGGACACCGGCAAUCUAUUCGGGCGGAAGUAG
Anopheles cruzii is the source of this 1851-nucleotide messenger RNA. RefSeq lists its product as uncharacterized. Bases 1 to 1851 code for a protein of 616 amino acids. The record is from RefSeq and is a predicted model, not a curated record. Lineage: Eukaryota; Metazoa; Arthropoda; Insecta; Diptera; Culicidae. The transcript has 8 exons.